Messenger RNA from Rubroshorea leprosula, 1994 nucleotides. NCBI's taxonomy places the organism in Eukaryota, Viridiplantae, Streptophyta, Magnoliopsida, Malvales, Dipterocarpaceae. The record is from the annotation of a GenBank genome assembly.
CAGUUUUCUGUUUGUUACCUGGGAAAAUUUUACUGGCUCAGCCUUCAGAUCUCAGUUGCGUUCUAGCUAGGGUUCUGACUUCGUGUCCUUCUUGUAUUUUGAUUGUUAUUUUUGAAAGGUGGGUCUUUUCUAGAUUCCUCAACGUAUGGCUACACACAAAAAGCUAUUCUGAUUCCUUGCAAAUGCUUCCUGAUAUAACACUGAUAUUUCCAUUUUGAUACCUCCACCUCUCUGGGUUCUUCCCCUCUUGCUCUGCUUUUCUACAAUAUGAAAAUUUGAGGAAAUUGUUGUGAAGAUUGUUGAAUUUUGAAUCUGUUCGAAUUCGUAUUUGAUGUAAUGAAGUGGGAAAUGGAAAUUCUAUCGCCAUCAUCCUAUGUUUCCAGAGCGAAUUGGAUUAUAGAAGAGAGCAAGAGCGCCAAAUGGACGCCGGUGGAGAACAAGAUGUUCGAGAAUGCUUUGGCGGUUUAUGACACGGAGACUCCCGAUCGAUGGCAGAAAGUGGCGGCAAUGAUCCCGGGGAAGACGGUCGCAGAUGUGUUCAAGCAGUACCAGGCUUUGGAAGCGGAUAUUAGUAGCAUAGAAGCCGGGUUGGUCCCUAUUCCGGGAUACAGCACUUCUCCGUUCACGUUGGACUGGGUGAACAGCCAUGGUUAUGAUGGGUUUAAACAGUCCUACGUCCUCACCGGAAAGAGACCUUCAUCGGGUAAGCCCCCAGAACAGGAAAGGAAGAAAGGGGUACCAUGGACAGAGGACGAACAUAAGUUGUUUCUUAUGGGUCUUAAGAAGUAUGGUAAGGGGGAUUGGAGAAAUAUUUCUCGGAAUUUUGUGGUGACCAGAACACCGACUCAGGUGGCUAGUCACGCUCAGAAGUACUUCAUUCGGCAGCUCUCCGGAGGGAAGGACAAGAGAAGAGCUAGCAUUCACGACAUAACUACUGUCAAUUUCAACGACACAAGAACUCCUUCUCAGGAUACCAAGAGACCCUCUUCUUCACCGGAGCUUCCUCAACCCGCAACACAUUUCCAGUGGAAUCAGCCUGGGAAUGGAGGAACAAUGGCUUUUGACUCGGCACAAGGAAAUAUGUUAACCUCCUCUCCAUAUGGGAUUCAUUCCUAUGGACUAAAAUUGCAGAGGCAGAGUAUGAACAGAGGUGCUGCUCAUGAAUCAUACUAUGGACCUCAAAAUCUGGUUUUUUCAAACAUAACAGGUGCAGCAGAAUCAUCAUGUAUGAAAUUAUCAUAAUCUUCCAUUUUCAAUGGCCUGAUAUUGCACGAAUUCACUUUUCUUCAGAUCAGUCCUUUACUAAUAUAGCCCUGUUCUGCUUUUUGAUCGCCUAUGUGAAUAUGUUAUCAGGAAAUUUAGUCCAUAUUAGAUUGAAUCAAUUUGGGGGAAUAGGAUUGUGUUUUGGUUGGAAUUUCAAACCCUGGAAGUGGAAAGUGAAACUCACAGGGUAGAUUCCCAAUUCCCAAUUCCCCAUUUCCAAACAGGGAUUUUUCUUGUAUUUUAGAUUCUGCAUUUCAUCCACUUGCUCUGCUUUAUGUUUAGAGGUUGUCUAGAAACUUGUAUGUGCAUGAGAUCGAAAGGGUUCCUCUAAGAUAAGAUUGGAAUGCCGUAAAAGCUAGCAAUUCUAAGAUCACGCUAGAGAAUGUAAUGAAGCAGCGACCUAAAUCAGAUUUAGGAAAUCUUAAAGGACUGUUUUUAAGAAGGAAGAUUCUGCAUGUCGACUCAAAGAAGGCUCAUUAACUCUAUGAGCAGAUAAUGUAGUAUUGAUAUUCAUCAAUGGAAGAUGUUUGAUUUCAUCUUGGAGCACUUUUCUUCCCCUUACAAGUUUUCCAGCCUAGCCUCUGCACUUCAUUUGUUGAAUUGAAGGCAAACAAAUCUGUUCAAUUUGCUGAGUCAUGGAGCACUGAGUUUUGGAUUUCACAUAGCAUCAGAUUGCUUGCUUCACUGGUUAAACCCAUUUAAACUAUAUACUAUAAAACCACAUGUUUUUU